Messenger RNA from Symbiodinium necroappetens, 312 nucleotides. The record is from the annotation of a GenBank genome assembly. Lineage: Eukaryota; Dinophyceae; Suessiales; Symbiodiniaceae.
GAGGCGGAGGCGAUCAGCGAUUCGAUCUUGAAGUUCCUGCCGCUCUACGAGCAGAUGAUUAAAUUGUCCGUGCCUCGCAGCUGCCCACGCUACAAGGUCAUUCCGAAGAUACACGUGCUCCUGCAUAUCGCGGAAGAUGUUGUCGAGACUCGCUUGAACUACAGGCAUUAUCAUUGUUUCAUCGACGAGGACGUCAUCGGCCAGCUCAAGGACCUCACGGUUAAGCUUCCCAAGGUCGGCUUAGGGUAUUGCCUGCUCAGUCGCUGGCUGCUCCGGCUCGGCGCUUCGAAGCCGAUUCGCUGGUGGCGCAAA